Messenger RNA from Fomitopsis serialis, 321 nucleotides. Its product is annotated as DSS1/SEM1 family-domain-containing protein. The transcript is spliced from 3 exons. The record is from RefSeq and is a predicted model, not a curated record. The coding region runs from base 1 to 321 and encodes 106 amino acids. Lineage: Eukaryota; Fungi; Basidiomycota; Agaricomycetes; Polyporales; Fomitopsidaceae. Gene Ontology annotation, biological process: proteasome assembly; double-strand break repair via homologous recombination; mRNA export from nucleus. Gene Ontology annotation, cellular component: proteasome complex; proteasome regulatory particle, lid subcomplex.
AUGUCUACAGCAGCAUCUUCGUCAAAAGCCCCAGAAGCAAAGGAGGGAGAGCCCAAGGGCGAGCAGUCCGUGCCCCACCUGGGCAUGCUCGAGGAGGACGAUGAGUUCGAGGAGUUCACUGUUGCAGACUGGGAUGAUUCGCAAACCGACUUGGCACAUCUCGGCGGUGCGCCACCGGGGGCGGCGAAGAGUGGUGGGGAUAAGCUCUGGGAGGAUAACUGGGACGACGAUGACAUCGAGGACGAUUUCAGUGUGCAGCUAAGAAACGAGCUGGCGAAGAAGAGUAACGGAGGGAAAGGCCCUGAGCCAAUGCAACACUAG